Messenger RNA from Rhodofomes roseus, 2089 nucleotides. Its product is annotated as zf-UBP-domain-containing protein. Gene Ontology annotation, molecular function: ubiquitin protein ligase activity; zinc ion binding. Lineage: Eukaryota; Fungi; Basidiomycota; Agaricomycetes; Polyporales; Fomitopsidaceae. Gene Ontology annotation, biological process: protein ubiquitination; Ras protein signal transduction. The coding region runs from base 108 to 2045 and encodes 645 amino acids. The record is from RefSeq and is a predicted model, not a curated record. The transcript is spliced from 5 exons. Gene Ontology annotation, cellular component: cytoplasm.
CACUGGUAGAGGCGUGCAGCGAGGUCGCUUAUGUACUCUAUCCGCAACGCCUUCCCAGGGCGUCACAUCCGCUUCGCCUCGGUCUGCACACCCUCCAUCUCUUGCUCAUGCGGAAUAUUCGCAUCCGCAUAUCUCUCCGUUCUCGUUCGAACAUACCGACAGCAUCGACGUCCUAUACAUCUCCGUCGACUGCCUCGUCUUGCGUUGUCCCGUCUUCCAUCUUCCAGCCCUUGCCAUCCCACAAACCGGGUCCUACUGGUCGCCGUCACACAGUCACCGAACGGGCCCGCAACGACGACGCGGCUCUAACAGACUAUCGUUUCGGUCCAAUCAGAAUUGACUGGGUCGACUGCGCGUUCGAGACCAUGAGCGUCGCAGGGUCGAAGAAAGCCGGAGUCGGAAAGGAGAAGGCUACGGAUGCGCGCCGCAAAGAACCUGUGGUAGCUACAUUCAGCCCAUCCGCAUCUCACUCGGCGACGUCUGGGUCAACAAAUCUACCUGAGGGCAUCGUACAUAUCUACCGCGAUGUCGCAGGUAUUGAGGAGUCUGGAGCGUUGACAAAUGACGGCGCCUCGCCUGGCCCCGAGGACUCGAAGGACUCCGCACCCAAAGUUGUGUCCGACAGUCAAGGGCUCAUCCUCGCAGUCUUGGCUGUACCGGCAUGGAUGACACCGUCCGACUUUUUGGCUUUCGUAGCUCCAGCCACCGAUGGUAUCUCUCUGCUGAGGAUGAUACGGGAUUCCGCUCCGAAUCGAUCCAUCGUUCUGCUCAAGUUCAGGGAAGCGUCCCAUGCCUCGCAGUUCAUCGAAUCAUAUAACGGGAAGCCAUUCAACUCAAUGGAGCCGGAGACAUGUCAUGUCGUCCGCGUUCUGUCUGUCACUAUUGACAGUGAUGAAUCCCUCACCGAAAGCCUCAUGCGCGAGAAUGCGCAACAUAGCUCAGAUGCGGUGUAUGAGCUGCCGACAUGCCCCGUCUGCCUCGAACGGAUGGAUUCAGCGGUUACUGGCUUAGUCACCGUCCCGUGCUCACACACCUUCCACUGUGCCUGUUUGAGCAAAUGGGGUGACAGCAGGUGCCCGGUGUGCCGCUACUCCCAGACGUUACUAUCAUCCCAUCCACCAGCGAGCAGCGCUGCUAGCCGGCCCAUCGCGUUCUCCAGUUCACCGCCGUCAGCCCACUGUGUUGAAUGCGAGAGCACGACCAACCUAUGGAUCUGUCUCAUCUGCGGUCACAUCGGCUGCGGCCGAUACGGCCGCGCUCAUGCUUAUGGUCACUACUCGCGGACGACUCAUCUAUACGCCCUGGAGCUAGAGACGCAGCGCGUUUGGGAUUAUGCGGGCGAUGGUUACGUCCAUCGCCUCAUCCAGAACAAGGCUGAUGGCAAGCUUGUCGAGCUUCCUUCCGCCUCGUCGGCGAUCGGUUCCCAAGCAUCCCGUGGCGUCUCUGGAGAUCGUCGCGGACCGAGUCUCGAGGAUGCCCUGAGCGCCGAAAAGAUCGAAGCCAUCGGUAUCGAAUAUUCCUACCUGCUAACGUCACAACUCGACUCACAGCGCGCGUUCUACGAGGAGCAGAUAGUGGAUCUGCGGGGCAAAGUCGACGAACUGCAUACAACAGUCCAGCGACUGACCCAGGAGCGCGACGAAGAGAGGGAACGGGCGCAAAAUAACAUGACGGCGCGAAAAGUCGAAGAGAAUGCACAAAUUGCCAAAUUGCAAACAGAACUCUCAAAGGUGCACAAGAAAGCUGAGAGGACCGCAGAUCUGGUGACGCAACUGCACAAGGAAUUGAAAGAGGAGCGCGCGGUGAGCACAGGAUUGUUGGAAAAUCUGCAAAAAGCUCGGCGUGAGGUGGAUGUAGCGAAACAGGAAAAGCAGCUUCACUCACAGAGGAUUCAUGAGUUGGAGGAACAAGUGCGGGACAUCAUGUUUGCGCUUGAGGCAAGAAGUCAGAUUGAGCAAGGACAAGGAGUGGUUGCAGAGGCUGCAGGUGGAUCCAUAGCAAUAGGAUCACAUGUGAAGAGAGACAGGAGUAGUAGUAGGAAAUGAGAUUGAUUGUGCCCAGAUUUAAGAGAGAAAAAGAUGGCUAUGAC